UCACACAACAACGACGCCCAUCUUCCCUUGCCUUUCUCACACGCACACAACCAUCCACCCCCUUCCCGUUUAAAAGCGAGCCCAUCAAUUCGAUCUUCAUCAUCCUCGACCAGUAGUGACUAGUGAGUCAGUGACUAGCACCAGCAGCAGCAGCAGCCAUGGUCAAGACGUUCGCCCUCGCCUCCCUCUUCUUCGCCGGCAGCCGUGUGGACGCCACCGCCGGGAGCCUGUCGUCUCCUCCGUCCAUAUCAGCUGCGUCCUCCCGCAGCAUGGCCGCCUCGUGGCAAUGGCCCUCCUGCGCGCAGGCCAGGACCGCGUCCUUCGACGGCCGCAGCAGCGUGGUGGCGGAGGCGGCGGCGUCGUCGGCGCGCCGGGACUGCUGCAGGACGACCCGCGUGAUCACGAACCCGGCCUACUGCGACGACGACACGGCCAACAUUUCUUUCCUCUCCGCCACGGGCUCGUCCUCGGCUUCCACCGCGGCGCCAGAGCCGGAGCUCUCGCGGGCACGCGAGGCCGAGGAGGCGGUCAUCCGCGGGGUCCGGGCGUCGAGCCGGCUCUUCUUCGAGCCCGAGGCGACGAAAUCCAUCGUGAUGACGAGCAAGCCGGUGGCGGAUCAGGCGGCGUUCCGCGGGGCGACGGCGCUGGCCAUCGACUCGGCGGACCCGUACGGUGACUUCCGGCGGUCCAUGGAGGAGAUGGUACUGAGCCGCGGCGGCGGCAGGGGCGACGACGACUGGGGGUGGCUGGAGGAGAUGCUGGGGUGGUACCUCCGCGCCAACGGCAAGAAGACCCAUGGCCUCAUCGUCUGCGCCUUCGUCGACCUGCUCGUCGGGCUCUCCGCAGUCAACAACAAGGACGGCGGCCGGUGCUAGCUAGUUGGCGAGUAUGCGAGCGCGCAAUGCGAUUGCUUACGGAAGAAACAGUGCCAUGCCAUUGCCAUUGGUGGCAUCAGCUAGCGAUUCGGUCGAGAUGGAUUGAGCGAGAGGCGUAGGCUGUGUUGUGUAGUAUACUCCCUCCGUUCCUAAAUAUUUGUCUUUCUAGAGAUUUCAACCAGUGACUACAUACGGAGCAAAAUGAGUUAAUCUACACUCUAAACUAUGUCUAUAUACAUCCGUAUGUGAUAGCCCAUUUGAAAUCUCUAAAAAGACAAUUAUUUAGAAACGGAGAGAGUACUUGAUUGAAUUAUAUGUAGAUGUUGAUAGUUGAAUUAUUCGAAGAUUGCAAAUA
Messenger RNA from Triticum aestivum (bread wheat), 1230 nucleotides. RefSeq names its product transcription repressor OFP13-like. Lineage: Eukaryota; Viridiplantae; Streptophyta; Magnoliopsida; Poales; Poaceae. The transcript has a single exon. Gene Ontology annotation, biological process: negative regulation of DNA-templated transcription. The record is from RefSeq and is a predicted model, not a curated record. Bases 159 to 875 code for a protein of 238 amino acids.